AUGUCGAAGAGCCGCUGCACGGAUGUGAUUACGUGCCGUCUGAUGAUCAUCGUCGCGUUGAUCGGAUCGUACGACAACAACUGCAACUACUGUCGGGCAGCGCAAUCAGUGACCGCCACGAACUACCCACCGUACGUGCACCAAGACCAGUACUUCCGGUCGGACGGACUUCGGGACGGCAGCAGCUUCGCAAUCCAGGCCCCGGACGACGGAAACCGGACGGAAGUGCAACGAUUACUGGAGCGCACUUCGAACAUCGUGUCCAAGUUCCUGCCGUUCGUCACUACGGCCGAUGUGCACACGCAAUGCUACAAGCACACCGCCGUGUAUCUGACGCAACUCGACGACUUUCAGCUUUGGGCGACAAAAAUGUUUGACGCGUCUGCUAAAUUUAUACCGACUGGUUGGUUUGACGGAUCCACGUACAAUCUUGGGAACUUUGAUGAGUGCGUCGACGUCGAAGUAUUUGAACGCGAUGAUUAUAUACAAGGACAAUACUGUCUGGUAGAAAUCGAAAUAAAUCCCAUAGCUCAUUCCAAAUUUAGAUCACGUAAACACGUUUUUAAUGAAUCCUCGUGGGAUACACUGCAAGGAUUAGCAUUCGACCCGAACAAAAGUAUGCGGAACCGAAUUUACAUAGCUUACUGUGUACCACACACGUGCAACAGAGGAGACGUGUCGAAACACAUGGAAGGUAUCCUCCGGGAUAUCCCUCAGAAAAAAAUAACGACCAGCGUAGGGACCGUCAAGUGUCAGACGAAUACUGCAUUACCGUGGACCUGGGGAGAUUAUACAUUUUUGUCAAUAAUCGGAGUCUCCUUAGUUUUCAUUGGUAUGAGUACCUAUUAUGACUUGUUUACUUCAAUGUCUUCAUUCGAGCAUUUUAAGUUUUCCGAAAAAUCGAAAAAACAUCUCAUACUCCAGUCGUUUUCAUUAUCGAAAAACGUCCGCAAGUUGCUUACUUUCCCGAAGACAUCAGACAACCUAGAAUGCAUUCAUGGACUGAAAUUUAUAUCGAUGUGUUUCAUUAUUGUAGGGCAUCGUUUUAUGUUCUCUUUAGGCUCGCCAAUAAUGAACACCAAUUUUAUUGAAUACUUUUAUAGCAAACUUGAAGCCAUGGUCAUACUUAACGGACCCAUACUAGUGGAUACAUUUUUCAUAAUAAGUGGCUUCCUUGCAUGUUACUUACUAUUGGAACAUAUCCAAAAGAACCCAAAAGCUUUUCAAAUACCACUUUUUUACAUACACCGUUAUGUGAGGUUGACACCAGUUUACGCAAUAGUGAUUGGAUUUUACUGUACGAUGUUUAUAAAAAUAGGAUCAGGACCUCUGUGGAACGAGAAAGUGGGCUUGGAAGUAGAGAGGUGUCACGAAAGCUGGUGGACCAACAUACUCUACAUAAACAAUUACAUUAAACCGCAAAAAUUGUGCAUGAUACAGUCUUGGUACAUCGCAUGUGACACGCACUUGUUCCUGACAGCCCCAAUCAUCGUCAGUCUUUUGUACCACAGACCGAAAAUCGGAAACUCUGUGCUGGCACUCAUAUUGGCCGCAUCGAUUUUCACUACUUUCUUCGUCACGUAUUCGGGAAAACUGGACGCCUUCCUGUUGGUGCACAUCAAGACACUGCGAAAUCCCAUCGCCAACAAAACGUUCCGCAGCCUCUACAUACCGACGCACACGAGAGCCACGCCGUACUAUGUCGGCAUGAUGACGGGCUUGGUACGGCACAAGAUGAAAAACACGUCCUACAAAAUCAACAAAUACGUGGUAUGGUCGAGUUGGAUCGUUUCGAUAGUCCUCAUAUUCGGCACGCUGUUCUCGGCCUGGUGGUUCUACAAGCCUAACUACAAGUACGACGCAUUUGUUGCCGCUCUGUACGGCGCACUGUACCGCAUCACGUGGGCAGCAGGGGUCAGUUGGACAAUCAUCGCAGUAUCCACCGGUAACGGAGGUUUUAUCGAACCCAUCCUGUGCUGGAAACCAGUAAUAACGCUGAGUCGGUUGACGUACUGCGCAUUCUUGUGCCACGGUGGACUCCAGUUGUAUACAGUCGGCUCCAUUCGGACACCAUUUCACGCGUCAAUCUAUAACCUGGUGUGGUUGUCGCUUGGAGACAUCACCCUAUCGUUCCUGACGGCUUUCUGUUUGACAUUACUCUACGAAUCGCCCAUAAUCGGCUUGGAAAAAAUUUUCUUCAAUUCAGGUAAUAAAUCUCGUUAUGUAGACGACAUAACGACGAAGAUAAGCAAUAUAAACGUAAAACCAGAAAAAUUUAAACAAAUGACAGCUCCGUAGUCCAAUUAAGACAAUAACAUUUAAGAUUUUAACUGGCAUGGAACCUCAGUUCCUCCACGUUUUUAUUUUAUAUUAUGUUCUUUUACAAUUUACCUACUCAUACUAUAUAUUUUUUAACCAUCCAUCUAACUAUAAUUUCGUGUAAAAACUAGA
Metopolophium dirhodum (rose-grain aphid) is the source of this 2451-nucleotide messenger RNA. Its product is annotated as nose resistant to fluoxetine protein 6-like. Lineage: Eukaryota; Metazoa; Arthropoda; Insecta; Hemiptera; Aphididae. The coding region runs from base 1 to 2298 and encodes 765 amino acids. The transcript has 12 exons. Gene Ontology annotation, molecular function: acyltransferase activity, transferring groups other than amino-acyl groups. The record is from RefSeq and is a predicted model, not a curated record.